Molecule: messenger RNA, 8339 nt
Organism: Brassica napus (rape)
Lineage: Eukaryota; Viridiplantae; Streptophyta; Magnoliopsida; Brassicales; Brassicaceae
Product: trichohyalin-like
Exons: 7
Coding region: 94-8055 (2653 amino acids)
Source: RefSeq, a predicted model, not a curated record
GAUUCCAUAAAUCUAAACUUAGUAUUCGAUUCAUUUCAUUAUAUAUAACAGUUCAAGAAAAAAAAACCAUCUCAUCAGUAUAUAUCAUCAAUCAUGAAAAAAGUUUCUUUGUUGUGCUUAUGUUGCAUCACCAUCUUGGCAACAAGUUUAAGCUUCAAUGUAGUUUCAGCACACGAGAUAGCCGUGAAUGCGCCAAAUACGAUUAAAGAUAUAGAGUCAUACAUCUCUAACAGAGCCAUUGGGUUUGUUUUAAAGCUGGAAGAUGAGUGUCCGAUAAGAGAAAAGCUAAGAUCAUUCUUUGAGAAACUAAAGGAUCUCUUGAAGUUGGAGUCCUCUGUUACACCGAUGAUCGAAGAAAAUGAGCCCAAAACGUUCAUGUCCCAUAUGAAAUCGAAAGCCGAUAAUCUCCUCCAAACGAUGUUGAUGAUUGGGAGAGGACUGUUGAGUUCAAGUGUAAGGAAGGAGAUGUUUAAAGUGAUGAAAUCGCUCACUGAGUUACAUGCUGCGAUUGGUAAAGUUAUUACGGAGAAACAUAUAAAAGGGGACGAAUCAAUGUCACUUUCUUUGGAACAAAAGAACGCCGUCGAAAAUGCAGUAUCUCAAUGGGAAGUAACAAUCACCCGAAUCGUGGAGAUUGUUGUAGAAGUUAAGUCAAAAAGUUCAAGUGCGGCUUCAGGGGAAGAGAGCAGUAAUACUGGUCAAAACAGCACUUCGGUGAAUGAAACCACGUUGGAGUCAAAUAAAGGAAAUUCCGAGUCCAUGCAAGAAAAUUCAGAUAAUGUUAGUGAAAGCAAUGAAGAUUCCAAAAACGAUGUAGCAAUGAAGGCUAAAGAAGGCAAUAGAGUAGAAGAUGUUAAAGGAGAUGUGAAUAAUGAGAAGCAAUUAGAAGUUCAAGGAGGGAGUAUUGAUUCGAAUACUAAUACGAGCUUGGAUGCUAAAGAGGAUAUUAACUCAGAGGUCAAGGCUAAUACUGAUGGAAGUUCCAUUACUAAGAACUUGGAAGAAGCUAAAGGAAAUAGUGGAGUUUUAACAAAUGAUAAUAAUUUGGAGAACAAAGGGAGUGAGGUUACACUAAAUGAUGGAGAUCACACGAAGGAAAAUGGUGAAGAGACUCAAGAAAACAAUGGAGAAGUAGUGAUGAAUGAGAACUUAGAGAACAACAAAGAUAAUAAAGAAGUGAAGGAUGAUGGAUUGGUAGAGACUAAGAAAAAUCAUGAAACUUCUAUGGAAGAAAAUCGAGAACAUACUCAAAGAGGAACUGAAGUUUCUAUGAAUGAAGAAAACAUGCAUACCAAAAGUGGAAAUGCUGAUUCUAAUAAGGAGAAGGAAGUAGAGGUUCAAGGAGAAAAUAUUGGAGACUCUACUAAAGAUGUAAAUUUGGAGAAUAAAGAAGAUUUUAAAGGAGAUGCUAAUAGUGAGAAGAAAUUAGAAGUUCAAGGAGGAAACAAUGGAGAUUCACAAAUUAACAAGAAUUUAGAUACUAAAGAAGAUGUUAAGUCGGAGGUUGAUGCUAGAAAUGAUGGAAGUUCGAUGACUGAAGAGUCGGAAACUCAAGGAAAUGAUGAAGUUUCUACAAAGAAUACUAACUUGGAGAAUAAAGGAAGUGAGGCUACAUUAAAUGAUGAAUACCACACAAAAGAAAAUGGGAAAAAUACUCAAGAAAACAAUGCAGAACUAGUGAAUGAUGAGAACUUGGAGAAAAAUAAAGAUAAUAAAGAAGUGAAGGAUAAUGGAUUGGUGGAGACUAACACAGAUCAUGAAAAUUCUACGGAAAAAAAGCGAGAACAUAUUCAAGGAGGCACUGAAGUUUCUAUAAAUGAAAAAAAGAUGCAUACCAACAGUGGAAAUGCUGAUUCUAAUAAGGAGAAGGAAGUAGAGGUUCAAGGAGAAAGUAUUGGAAACACCACCAAAGAUCUAAAUUUAGAGAAUGAAGAAGACCUUAAAGGAGAUGCUAAUAGUGAGAAGCCAUUAGAGGUUCAAGAAGGAAGUAUUGGAGAUUCACACAUUAACAAGAAUUUGGAUACUAAAAAUGGUGUUAAGUCAGAGGUUGAUGCUAGAAAUGAUGGAAGUUCCAUGACUGAAUCGGAAGACACUAAAGGAAAUGGUCAAUUUUUUACAAAGGAUACUACCUUGGAGAAUAAAGAGAGUGAGGCUAGAAUAAAUGAUGAAGAUCACACAAAGGAAAAUGGGGAAGAGACUAAAGAAAAUAAUGGAGAACUAGUGAAAGAUGAAAACUUGGAGAACAACAAAGAUAAUAAAGAAGUGAAGGAUGAUGGUUUUGUAGAGACUAAGACAAAUCAUGAAAAUUCUACUGAAGAAAAGAGAGAACAUACUCAAGGAGGAACUGAAGUCUCUAUGAAUGGAGAAGUGAUGCCUACCAAAGGUGGAAAUGUAGAUUCUAAUAAGGAGAGUGAAGUAGAGUUUCAAGGAGAAAGUAUUGGGAACUCAACCAAAGAUAUAAAUUUGAAGGAUAAAGAAGAUGUUAAGUCGAAAGUAGAGACUAAUAAAAAUGAUGAAAGUUCCAUGAAGGAGAAGCAAAGAUAUUCUCAAGGAAAUGAUCGAGUUUCAACAAAAGAUCAAAACUUGGAGAGCAUAGGAGCACACAAAGAGACUAUGAAUCACAAAACAGUAGAGGCUAUGAAAAAUAAUGGAGAUCAGAUGAAGGAUAAGAGGGAAGAAAAUCAACAAAGAGAAUCAAUGAAGGAUGAGAACUCAGAGAACAAAGAGGAUAAAAAUGAAUUGAAGGACAAUGAAUUAGUAGAGACGAAGACAAGUAAUGAAAGUUCUGUAAAAGAAAACAAGGAAGAGGCUCAAGGAAGUAAUGAAGUUUCGAUGAAUGGUCAAAUGGAUUCCUUAGGUGCAAAUGUGGAUUCUAAUAAUAAGGAGGCUGUAGAGUUUAAAAAAAGACAUGUUGAAGACUCGAAUAAAGAUUCUAAACCUAAGGUAGAGGCAAUAAAAAAUGAAGGCAAUUCCAUGGAAGAGAAGGGAGAAGUGGCUGAAGGGAACAAUGGAGUUUCAACAGAGGAUAAGAACUUAGAGAACAUCGAAAGUGAACAAGAAUUAAAGAACAAUAUACCAGCAGAGACGAAGACCAACAAAGAAACUACUAUGGAAGAAAAUAAAGAGAAGGAUCAUGUAAACAAUGAUGAGUCCACAUAUGAUGGAAAUAAGAACGAGUCUAAAGAUGAUAAGUUGGACAAGACUAAGAAAAAUAAAAAAGAUCAUAUGGAUAAAAAGUGGCGAGAGGCUAAGGGAAAUGAAAAAAGUUUUAUGAGAGAACACCAAAAAGAGGUUAGUGUUGACAACAAAGGCGACAAGAAAGAGAUUAAGGAUGGAAAACCGCUGGAAGUUAAAGAAAAUAAGGAAAACAAAGAAGAAACUCAAAGAAACAGUAGUGGACAAUACACAAACGUAGACAAUAAAGAAGGUAAGGAUGACAAAUCAAAAGAGGCUAAAGAAAAUAAGGAAAGUUCUAACAAUAAAAUACAAGAAAAAGUGCAAGGAAGCGGUAGAGAUACAACUAAGGUAGACAGAAAAAAAGAUAGAAGCUCUAUAGAUAACAUGGACAUAGAGGUUCAAAAAGGAAGUGAAGAGUCAAUGAAAGAGGCAGAAAGAAAAGAGCAUGAAAAAAAUAAAUCUACGAAAAUUGAAAAAGAGGAAAAAAAGCAGAAAGAGCACGAAGAACACAAAUCCAAGAAGAAAGAAGAAGAGAAAAGGAAAGAGCAUGAAAAAAAUAAGUUGAAGGAAAAAAAGAAACAGAAAGAGCACGAAGAACACAUAUCCAAAAAGAAAGAAGAAGAGAAAAGAAAAGAGUACGAAAGAAACAAAUCAAAGAAAAAUGAAGAAGAGAAAAAAAAGCAGAAAGAGCACGAAGAACACAUAUCCAAAAAGAAGGAAGAAGAAAAAAGGAAAGAGCACGAAAGAAACAAAUUAAAGAAUGAAGAAGACAAAAAGAAGCAGAAAGAACACGAAGAACGCAUAUCCAAAAAGAAGGAAGAUGAGAAAAGGAAAGAGUACGAAAAAAACAAAUCGAAGAAAAAUGAAGAAGAUCGAAAGAAGCACAAAGAACACAUAUCCAAAAAGAAAGCAGAAGCGAAAAGGAAAGAGCAAGAAAAAAACAAAUCGAUGAAAAGUGAAGAAGAGAAAAAAAGGCAGAAAGAGUACGAAGAACACAUAUCCAAAAAGAAAGAAGAAAAUAAAAGGAUAGAGCACGAAAGAAACAAAUUGAUGAAUGGAGAAGAGAAAAAGAAGCAGAAAGAGCAUGAAGAACACAUAUCCAAAAAAAAGGAAGAAGAGAAAGAGAAUGAGCACGAGAAAAACAAAUCGAAGAAAAAUGAAGAAGAGAAAAAUAAGCAGAAAGAGCACCAAGAACACAUAUCCAGAAAGAAAGAAGAAGAGAAAAGGAUAGAGCACGAAAGAAACCAUCUGAAGAAUGAAGAAGACAAAAAGAAGCAGAAAGAGCACGAAGAACACAUAUCCAAAAAGAAAAAAGAAGAGAAAAUGAAAGAGCAGGAAAAUAACAAAUCAAAGAAAAAUGAAGAAGAGAAAAAGAAGCAAAAAGAGCAUGAAGAACAUACAUCCAAAAAGAAUGAAGAAAAGAAAAAGAAAAAGAAAAAGAAAGAGCACGAAAAAAAUAAAUCGAAGAAAAAUGAAGAAGAGAAAAAGAAGCAGAAAGAGCACAAUGAACACUUAUCUAAAAAGAAAGAAGAAGAGCAUAGGAUAGAGCAUGAAAGAAACAAAUUGAAGAAUGAAGAAGAGAAAAAGAAGCAGAAAGAGCACGAAGAACAUAUAUCCAAAAAUAUGGAAGAAAAGAAAAGGAAAGAGCACGAACAAAACAAAUCGAAGAAAAAUGAAGAAGAGAAAAAUAAGCAGAAAGAGAACGACGAACACAUGUCCAGAAAGAAAGAAGAAGAGAAAAGGAUAGAGCAUGAAAGAAACAAACUGAAGAAUGAAGAAGAGAAAAAGAAGCAUAAAGAGCACGAAGAACACAAAUCCAAAAAGAAAGAAGAAGAGAAAAAGAAAGAGCACGAAAGAAACAAAUUGAGAAAAAAUGAAGAAGAAAAUAAGAAGCAGAAAGAGCAUGAAAAACACAUAUCCCAAAAGAAAGAAGAAGAUAAAAGGAAAGAGCAUGAAGAACACACAUCCAAAAAGAAAGAAGAAGAGAAAAGAAAAGAGCACGAAAAAAACAAAGCCAAGAAAAAUGAAGAAGAGAAAAUGAAAGAGCACGAAAAAAAUAAAUCCAAGAAAAAUGAAGAUAAAAAGAGUGAGCAUGAACAAUACAAAUCUAAGAAAACGCACAAAGAAAACAAAUCCAAUAACAAUGAAGAAGAGGAAACGAAAAAGGGAGAAUAUGAAGAAACCAAAUCCAAGAAAAAUGAAGAACAAAAGAAGAGAGAACGUGAAGAAGAGAAAAAGAAAGAACAUGAAGAAAACAAAUUUAAAAAAGAAGAAGAAGAGAAAAAGAUGAAAAGAGACUACGAUAAUAACAAAUCUAAGCAAAAUAAAGAAGAUGAAAAAGAGAAGACCAAAGAAGACGUAAAAAUGUCUAAUGAUGAUAAAUCAAAAGAUCAUGAAAAAGAAAUGCUAGCAAAUGCUAAAGAAAAGAGUGAGGAAAGUGAAAAAGAAAUGCAAGCAGAGACUCUAUCAAGGAGUGAGGAAUCAGAUAAAGAAAUGCAAGCAGAUGCUCCAACAAAGAGUGAGGAAUCUGUAAAAGAAAUGCAAACAAAGACUCAUGCAAGGAGUGAAGAAUCUGAGAAAAAAAUACAAGCAGAGGCUCAAGCAAGGAGUGAAGAACAUGAGAAAAAUAUGCAAGCAGAAGCUCAAGCAAAAAGUGAGGUAUCUGAAAAAGAAACGCAAACAAAAGAUCAAGCAAAGAAUGAAGAACCAGAGAAAGAAAUGCAAGCAAAUGCUCACACUGAAAAUGAGGAAUCCGAGAAAGAAAUGCAAGCAGAAGCUCACGCAAGGAGUGAGGAAUCUGAAAAAGAAAUGCAAGAAGAAGCUCAAGUAAAGAGUGUUGAAUCUGAGAAAAGAAAGCACACAAAGGCUCAAGCAGAAAAUGAAGAUUCCUCGAUGAAAAAGCAAGAAGAAAUUCAAGAAACAAAUGUGGGUGAAAAGAAAGAUCAAGGUGAUCUUAAAGAGGAAGGUUCCGCAGAUGGCAAAACAACUGAAAUCAAAGAAGGUUCUAUAGAAGAAGACUCCAAAGAUGGUGAAACUGUUGAAAACAAUGGAGUUAAUGAAGAAGCCAUGGAAGAACAUUCCAAAGAUGGCAAGGUAGUUGAAACCAAUGGAGGUAAAGAAGAUUCCAUGGAAGAAGGUCCCAAAGAUGAAAAGUUAAUUAAAGAUAAUGAAAACACAACUGAAAUAAGUGGAGGCAAAAAUUCAACGGUGGGAGAUUCAUCUUCUGAUGAUGGUAAGAUAGUGGAAAACAAUGGUGGCAAAGAAGAUUCCCUGGAGGAAGGUGAAGAUGGUAAAACAGUUGAAAUGCAUGGAGGUAAAAAUUCCACUGAAGAAGUUUCUAAAGAUAGUACGACAGAAAUUAAUGGUGGUAAAGAAGAUUCAAUAGAAGAAAUCUCUAAGGAUGGUGAUAUAGAUGAAAUAAAUAGAGAUAAAGAAGAUUCCAUGAAGGAAGGUUCUGAAAAUGGUAAGACAGCUGAAAUCGAUGGAAGAAAAGAAGUUCCAAUAGAAGAAGGUUCUAAAGAUGGUAAGACACUUGAGAAUAAGAAUAGUACAGAAAGUUCGGUAGAGGAAGGUUCUAAAGAUAGUCAGACAGUAGAAGUCAAUGAAGGCCAAGAUAAAUCCAUGGAGAAAGGUAAUGGAAGUCAAGAAGUAACCAUGGAAGAAGGUUCAAAGGAUGGUAAUACAACUGAACUAAAUGGAAGUAAAGAUAACUCAAUGGAGGAAGGUUCCACAGAUGGUAAUACAGUUGAAACGGAUGGAGUCAAAGAAGAUUCCAUGAAAGAUAAGGCGACGGAGGUUCAAGGAAACAAUAAUAGCUCCACAAGUGAUACAUCAAUGGCGACAGAGGUUCAAGGACAUAAUAAUAGCUCCACAAGCGAUACAUCAACGGAUGUUAAAGGAGACAGCGCAUACAUCAAUGAAGAUUCUACAAAGAAUACAACACUGGAAGCUCAAGGUGGUAGUGCUGGAGGCUCAACGAAUGGUACAAUAGGAGAGACUACAAAGAGUAAUGAUUCCAUGAGCAACCAAAACGUGCAGCAUGUUGAAGGAGACAGCAUAGACAUCAAUGAAGAUUCUACAAAGAACAAGACAAUGGAAGCUCAAGGUGGAGGUGUUGGAGACUCAACGAAUGGUGAAAAAGAAGAGACUACAGAGAGUAAUGAUACUAUGAACAACCAAAACGUGCAGCAUGGAGAAAACAAUGCAAAUUCCACAAAUAACCAAACAUCAGAAAGUUCCUCAACGGAAAAAAAAGUGACAACAGAUAUCGAGAGCAGUACUUCAAAAGAAGUCACAAGUUUCAUAUCAAACCUUGAGCACAAAUCUCCAGGAACACAAGAGUUCCAGAGCUUCUUCCAGAAGCUUAAAGACUACAUGAAAUACGCAUGGCCAGUAUCUUCAACAUUUGAGGCAACGGACUCAAGAUCCUACAUGAGUGAGAUGACAAAUAUGGCAACAAAAGUCUCGGAUGCUAUGGCUGUCUUGCAAGCCAAGAAACUUGGGUCAGGACUGAUGAAAACAACACUACAAGGAUAUCAACAAGAGGUGAUGAAGACUCUUACCAUCUUGCAAUCGGUUUUGAGCAAAGCAGUAUCGGGACAACAAAGCCAGAACUCUGGUUCCUUGACGCUUACGUUAUCACAACAACAAGCAAUUAAGGAAAUAACUUUGAAAUGGGAACAAGUGAUGUCUCAGUUCGUAAGAGUUGCUACGGAGAGUGAGAAACAAUUUUCAAUGGAGACUUCCACUGGAAACGGCUUUCAUAUGAAAAAGAGUUUUAGCUCUAGCUCUAGCUCUAGUAGUAGCUCGAGUUCAAGUCCAGGUUUGGAUUUCAAUCUCAACAGUGAAAGUCCGGAGAUGGUGGAUGUUAAUAGUUAGAGAGUACAUUAUGUCGAUAACAAUAUGAUUAUGGUUCAUUAGAAUUUUACACUGUUGUAAAAUAAACCCCAGUCGCCUUGAGGUUUAGACUUUUAAUUCUAGGGUGGGUACAAUAUAGAUCGGAAUACAAAUUGUGAACUUGGGAUGUAAAUUUUUUCUCGUGGAUAUGCAAGUAAAUUAAGAAGCGGCAAUUACUCACUGAUACUAUGCAUGUAUAUAUAUACUUUUAGGACUUGGAUCAUUAUGCAUAUAUUUGUGUAUUUUGUUAGAGACAAAUUUUUGUU